This is a messenger RNA of Schizosaccharomyces japonicus yFS275, 3506 nucleotides long. Its product is annotated as fungal protein. Gene Ontology annotation, cellular component: P-body; cytoplasmic stress granule. The record is from RefSeq and is a predicted model, not a curated record. The transcript has a single exon. Lineage: Eukaryota; Fungi; Ascomycota; Schizosaccharomycetes; Schizosaccharomycetales; Schizosaccharomycetaceae. Gene Ontology annotation, molecular function: molecular condensate scaffold activity. Gene Ontology annotation, biological process: deadenylation-independent decapping of nuclear-transcribed mRNA; P-body assembly. The coding region runs from base 101 to 3160 and encodes 1019 amino acids.
CCUCCCUCUAACCAAACGUACUGCGUACGUUGAUACCCGGUAGAACUCGUCCAAGUCAACGGUUUUAUUGACUCUUUGUAUUGACGUUUACUUACGGAAAAUGAGCGGAAAAGAUCUUUUUAAUUUACUGAAUUCAGGCUUGAAUGAACGAUUAACGUCUCAGGCCAGCAGCCAGGAAUUUAAUCCGGCUGCUACUCGUAAAGCUUUGUUGUCGGCAUUGAACGACGGAGCAAGUAAUCAUAGUGGUAGUCAAAAGAGUGAGACGCGUGGAGUGAACUCUGAUGUGUCGUCUGAGGGUGCUGCUUCCACUUCUGCUCUUCAUGCAAACCCAUCAGCGUUUCUCUUGCAACAGCUGAAGGGCGAUUUCAGUACGUCUUCCCUGAAACUGGGUUCGGAGCCGAAUUCGAAAGGAUAUCUUCGGCUAGACCAGGUGGAGAAGGGAAUCGCCUCUCUCGAUAUCUCUCAAAAGGCGGAAUCAGUCACUUCACUUUCUGCUUCUUCUGAGCCACUGUCCUCGUCAACGGUCAGUAAAUACUCACACUUGGAAGAAGGUGCUCCUGUAGCCAGCAAUAGUGUUGUCUAUGAAUUCCCUAACGAACCUGCCAAGAGAACGACGAUUACCGAUUCUAACGUCGCCGGAUCAGCUUUCAGUGCUGAACAGCGCUUUGGUAUCGCACGUAUCUCUCGGAAAUAUGAUGCCCAAGACUCUCAAUUGAUUCACGCCAACAGCAAGUACAUUGCUUACGCUUUGGCUAAUGACCCUGAAAUCCGUGUGCUGGAAAAGGCCACGGCAAAAACUAUUCUUCUCCGACACAGCACACGCUGCAAGUUCAUUUUUGUCGCGUGGGGUGAGGAUCCCGCUGUCACAAACACGCUUCUGGCUGUAGACACUGAAGGCCGUGUAGUUGUGUGGAGAAUAAACUUCGAGAAGAAGACCUAUGAUGUCGUGUUCCAGCUCGGUGCCGCCGUGUCUCCUCUGAAUGCAAUUAAAUCGCGUUGCCAUUGGUUGCCUGGUUCUUCGAACCGUUUCGCGGUCGCUCUGGCGAAGAACAUUUACUUCUUUGAUCUUCAAUUGCUUUUGCCCUCACAAAUCUACUUGGAGCGCUCAAACCUGGGCUCCGACGGUCUUCCAUGCUAUGUCAUUGACACGGGAAUUAGCGCGAAAGAAUACGCCUUUUCUCACGAUGGAACCGUUUUCGCAACUGUCGACAAAGACUCGCUCGUUAAGCUUUAUGCCGUUCCUCAGUCUCUGCCUUCCUCUCCAGCUGAACGUCCCAGCCCAAACGAGGUUCAGCCUAUUGCUGUUAUUUCAACUGAGUGUUCCGAAAAGCCCAAAUGCAUCCAGUUCAUCAGUGCACCUGGUCAGACUUUUGACCAUUACAUUAUCGUGGGUUACGAUAUGAACCGACGUGUCCAGUUGCUUAACAUUGCACAGGGCGCCGUCGUGCAGGAAUUCGUUUUCCCUUACCAAAAGGCCGAGGAGCCUAUCUCAUUUUCAUCACAGUUGGCUGUAUAUGCUAACACGAAUUUUUUGGUGAUUGGUAACGGUACACUUAACUCAAUGUUUCUACUGCAAUUAGAAGAACCCGUCGUCACUGAGUCGGAAGACGAAGCAACUUCGACGGAGGAAUUGGUUCGCAAACUGGUAGCUGGUCAGAAGAAGCCCACAAAGACUGCUCUCUUUACACGCUUCUUGCAAAAAACGUUUGAACCAAAGUACCGUUUUAUUAAUAUGGUUCCCGCUGAGGUUAUUCCGGACGCCAGCAAAAUCUGCUUGCUUUUGGCUCACAUACGUGGUUAUGACUAUUAUACAGUUGACAAAAGUGAUCUCAUAAAUGCUACCGCUGUUGCUAUCAAACCAGAGUUUGUCUCCCCAAUUGCCGUUCCAGGCUCACUAAUUACCGACUUCACAAGCAAGUCAAGCAAGGAUACACUUUCUUCUGGUACGGCUACUCCCAAGUCAGAGCCCUCGGAGAAGCGCAAAGAGAAGCGUGCUCGUAGCGCAGAAAAGAAGAAGAAGGACCAAGAGGUAGCACAAAAUGUAGCCAAGCAGACUACAGCUGCUUCUAUGGAAGCUUUCAGACAACGUUUGGAUGAACUUGACAAGAUUAAGGCAUCCGUGGACGCUGUUUCCAGAAAGAUGGAAACCAGUUUGAACACACAGUACAACGACUUAAGCAAGCAGCUUCUUGAGUAUAAGAUGCUGAAUGAAAAGAACACGGAGGCCAUCAUUGAGGCUGUUUCCGAGACGUUAACGAAGAACACUGGCAAGAUUUUGGAGGAUGUGGUGAAUGAUGCCCUUAAGUCUGUCGUGUUUGCUGACAUCCAAAAAUCGGUUUCCGAAGCUAUGAAAAAACCCUUGAAAGAGUUACAAGAAACGUUUACAGCUCGUUUUGAAGCUUUGGAAGUGGGCUUUUCCGAAGAGCGUAUGAAACAAAACACUCGCAUCGAACAGCUUACCAAAGCACUUGAAGUGAUUACCAAGGACUACGAGAAUGAAAAGAAGCAACAUCAAGAAACGUCUUCUGAGUUGCAAUCCUUAACCACAAAGGUGGACAGCUUGAAUGACCAAUACGAAUUAAUAAAGCAACAGAUUUCUCAAGUUGCAGAAAAGCAAGCUGCCGUCGAAACCAAUGAACAACAACAACAACAACAACAACAGCAGGACACAAGUUCUGUAAAUGUUGAUGAUGCUGCUGAUGCUUCCAUCUCAGCUGCACCCCUUGGCCAGGCAAGUAAUGAUGAGACUUCUGUUCUGAAGGAUAUGUUGGCCAAGGGUGCGUUUGAGAACUGUGUCGCGCAAUGGUGCCAAAAUCCCACAGAGUCUGGUUUUGCACUUAUGUGCACAUGUCCUACGGACGAGUUAGUGAACAAUUGCUCAAACAUCGCUUUGCUUACUUUCCUUUACCACCUUUCAACUCUCGAGCUCAACGAUGCUGAACAUGUGCGAAAGUCGCUUGAGUUUAUGGUGAGAGCCGUUGUGCAACUUGAUGUAGCUGAUCCGCAAUUGAGCAACGUUAUCGUUCCCGUGCUCACACACACGAAGGCUGUGUUGGAAAAGCGCUCUUCCUCUCUCGAUCCCGUGUCUAAGAGACGUUUGGAUAUUUUGUUGAAAACGCUUGAAAGCAAAAUGGCUAGUUUAGGACUUGGUCGCCUUUGAACAAACCGGCAUCCGUGAUGCACGUUUCUUCUCCGUAAGGGAGUGGAAUGGGUCUUCUUGCUACUUCAACAAUGUAUUUUACCCGCCCGCCUCGGGCAUCCCUUUGACGACUUUUUAUCGUUGUUGAAGUACAAUAUACAUAUAGAUUAUUUCUUAACGUUAUUCUCGUUACAGAAUAAUUGCCGUAGAAUAAAAGUCUAAAUCUAGGAAGACGCUUGUCGACAAUGAUGUUGCAGCGAUGAUUUAUGUUUCAACUGUGCUCGAAGUUUAGUUUCUUUAAAUAAUAAUUACAACUUUGUUAUCCUUAACGUUUUACGAGGCCGACAAUAACUGUUUCUUAUCUUUU